Molecule: messenger RNA, 1248 nt
Organism: Apaloderma vittatum (bar-tailed trogon)
Lineage: Eukaryota; Metazoa; Chordata; Aves; Trogoniformes; Trogonidae
Gene: AGXT
Product: alanine-glyoxylate aminotransferase
Exons: 11
Coding region: 70-1248 (392 amino acids)
Cellular component (GO): peroxisome
Molecular function (GO): L-serine:pyruvate transaminase activity; L-alanine:glyoxylate transaminase activity
Source: RefSeq, a predicted model, not a curated record
CAUGCUGCACGGGGAGCCUCCACUGCUUCUCUCCUCCAGCCUUGGCUUCUGAGGACAGCAAGGUGCACCAUGGCCCCCUGCCAGCUCCGCAUCCCCCCACCCCAGGGGCUGCUCCAGCCCCUAGUCUUGCCAGAGAGACUUCUGCUUGGACCAGGGCCCACUAACAUUCCCCCCCGCGUCCUGUCUGCAAGCGGCCGGCAGAUCCUGGGCCACAUGCACCUUGAGAUGCUACAGGUGAUGGAUGAGAUCAAAGCAGGCAUCCAGUACGCCUUCCAGACACAGAACCAGCUAACCCUGGCUAUCAGCGGCACUGGCCACUGUGCCAUGGAGGCUGCCCUCCUCAACCUCCUGGAGCAUGGCGACACCUUGCUGGUGGCCGUCAAUGGCAUCUGGGGACAACGUGCUGCCGACAUCGCCAGGAGGUUGGGAGCUGAUGUCCAUGAGCUGCUGAAGGCCCUGGGUGAGUACUUCACACCACAGGAUAUUGAGGAGGGCCUGGCACGGCACAAGCCUUCAGUGCUCUUCAUCACCCAUGGCGAGUCUUCCACAGGAGUGCUGCAGCCACUGGAUGGGCUGGGUGAUCUGUGCCACCGGCAUGGCUGCCUGCUGCUUGUGGACGCGGUGGCAUCACUUGGGGGAGCCCCCAUCUUCAUGGACCAGCAAGAGAUCGAUGUCCUAUACUCCGGAUCUCAGAAAGUCCUCAACACCCCCCCUGGCAGUGCCCCCAUCUCAUUCAGCGAGCGAGCCAGGGAGAAGAUGCUGAGGAGGAAGAUGAAGCCCCCAUCCUUCUACCUGGACAUGGGCUGGCUGGCAAACUACUGGGGCUGUGAUGGAGAGCCGCGAAGGUACCACCAUACAGCACCAAUCAACAGCUUCUUCAGCCUGCGGGAAGGCUUGGCCAUGCUGGCAGAGCUGGGUCUGGAGAACUCGUGGGAGCGCCAUCGAGCCAACUGUGCCCUGCUGUGCCAGGGUCUAUGCGACCUGGGGCUUGAACUCUUUGUCAAGGAGGAGAAGGCAAGGCUUCCCACUAUCACCACUGUCAGGGUGCCUGAGGGAUAUGACUGGAAGGAGAUCACAGCCUUUCUCAUGGACAGUCAUGCCAUUGAGAUUGCCGGAGGCCUGGGCCCUUCCAUGGGCAAGGUCCUGCGAAUUGGCCUCAUGGGCUGCAACUCGACAAGUGGAAACGUGGACCGUCUGCUUCAUGCCCUGCAAGAUGCCCUCAGGCGCUGCCAUCGCAGCAGACUGUGA